Molecule: messenger RNA, 3151 nt
Organism: Papilio polytes (common Mormon)
Lineage: Eukaryota; Metazoa; Arthropoda; Insecta; Lepidoptera; Papilionidae
Gene: gammaSnap1
Product: gamma-soluble NSF attachment protein
Exons: 8
Coding region: 119-1090 (323 amino acids)
Biological process (GO): intracellular protein transport
Cellular component (GO): SNARE complex; vacuolar membrane
Molecular function (GO): syntaxin binding; soluble NSF attachment protein activity
Source: RefSeq, a predicted model, not a curated record
GUCAAAAUUGUCAAACGUUUAACUGGUUCGGUAUUGAUUUUUUGGUAUUCAUAAUUUAUAAUAUAUAAUCUUGCUAUUGCAGCAUUCAAAUUGAUCAGUAAAGAGUAACACCUGCAAAAUGUCGGCGAAAUUAAAUGAAGCUCACGAACAUUGCAAGGCCGCAGAAAAGUUUUUGAAAACUUCGCUGCUACGUUGGAAACCAGAUUAUGACUCAGCAGCCGAUGAGUAUAGUCAAGCAGCCCAAUGCUACCGUAUUGCACGUGAUUUGAAGAGCUCCAAAGACUGCUAUAUAAAAGCAUCAGAAAUGUACAAGAAAAACCAUUCCUUUUUCCAUGCUGGAAAAGCCCUUGAGAAUGCAAUUAUAGUCAGUAAAGAAACUUCAACUGCAGAUGAGAUUUUCACUUUAGCAUGCGAUUCUAGCAGUCUUUACCAGCAACAUGGUUCAGGUGACUCUGGCGCUAAUGUUCUUGAUAAAGCAGCUAAGAUUAUAGAGGAGAAUGCACCCGAGAAAGCAGUCAAAUUGUACCAACAGGCAGCUGAUGUAUCAUCAACUGAAAGCAGUCAACAUCAAGGAUCUGAAUACAUUAGUAAAUCUUCGAGAAUAUUAGUUAAAUUGCAGAGGUAUGACGAAGCAGUGGAUAGUCUUCGUAGGGAGAUUGGUUUCCAUCAGGAGGCUGGUAACAUUGGGGCUAUGGGCCGCCUCACUGUCGCUAUUGUGUUGGUACAACUGGCCAGAGGAGACGCAGUGGCUGCAGAGAAAGCUUAUAAAGAAUGGGGUAACAACUGCGAAGCACCUGAAAUGCAAACUAUUGAGCAGUUGCUGCAAGCGUACGAUGAAGAAGACAGGGAUUCAGCUAAAAGGGCCUUAGCGUCGCCCUUCAUACGUAGCAUGGAUGUAGAGUAUGCUCGUCUUGCCGCUUCAAUUCCUCUACCUGAAGGAAUUGACCCUCCGCCAAAAGCUGCAGUCAGGGAGAAUGCGGCACCAUCAUAUGUUAGCCCCAAUACCUCAUACAUGCAGGCUAAACCGGGGGACAGAGAUAUGGAUACCUAUGAGGAAAAGAAAACUGAUGAUGAAGAUGGUUUGUGUUAAAUCUAAUCAACAUUCUGGGAUAAACUUGUUAUAUUUAUACCCUAUUAUCUGUAUUUCAAUAUUUAAUAUUUAAAAAAGUUAUGCAUUUAUAUUAUUAAGUAUUAAAAAGUUUAAUUAAAUCAUUUAUUAGUAGUGUUUCUAAUAUUAAAUUAUUAAAAAUAUAAUCUUAGGUACACACAUUGCUAGAUCAAAAUACUGCAAGCCUUAUAUAUGUCAGCUUAUAGUUUUCUAGAAGUGUCAGUAAAUAUUGAAAAGUAGGUUGAUAGUUUUGUUUAAUUGUAAUGGAUGAUAGAAGCAUAACAUAAAAUUUGAAUUAAAUUUAUGUUUUAGAAAAUACUGUUUAAUAGCAAAAUAUAUUUUUGAUCAGUUUAGAAAAUCAUUUUGCUUAGUGCUAAGAGUUAAAGAAUAGUUAAAAUGCGGAUAGGCUGAUACAUGUACCUGGAAAACAUAAAAAUAUUCUAAAUAUUAUUUCAUUAAAAUUGUUUGUGUCGGAAACUAAAUAUAAAUUUAGAUAUAAGUGUCUUAAAAUUUCAAAAUAUUCUAAAUAAUGCAAUAUGCUUAGCUAAGUAUUGCUAUCCACAAACUAGAAUAGCAUAAGUACGCAUACGUUUUUGAUUAUACAAGUAAGUAAUUAAAAAUAUUUCUCUUUUAUUCAUAGUAUUUACAAAUGCAAUAUUUUUAAACAUAUCAUAAUUAAUGAUUAUGAUAUAAAAGAAUGUAGUGAUCUGUGUGAUGAAUAAUGAUUGUAUACAUUCUUUAGUCAAAAUAGACAUUGCUUAAAAAUCUGUGGAGAAGCUCAUUUUAACAAAGUCAAAGCUUUUGUUACCCAGAAAAUAAAACCAUUGACUAUUCCGACGAAAAGCCAUUUUAUUGUCUUAAAGUAAUAAUGUAAUGGAUUUUUGAGUAAUAUUCAAAAUCUGUUAUUAAAACAGAUUUUUAUUUGAUAACUUAAAUUGCUGUGAUUGGUUAAUCAAUGAUGGAGAAAUAUUCUUAGUAGGUUCUGAAUAUGUAAUUGUUAACAAAUUGUUUUAUUUAUAUAAAAGUUUUUAAAUGUUAAUGUUGUACAGGAAAUGUUUUGAUCUGUUAUAUGUAGCAGUAACAUUAUAUAUGUCUUUGUAAAGUACUGGAAAUAGUUAGUUAAAAUGUUUGACACCAAAUUAUUAGGAGUAAAGUUGUUUGUUACUAAUUUGCAACAUAUGUAAAUGUGUACUUAACAUUGUAAGAAAAAAAACAUCUAUUUGUGUUAUUUUGCUAUAUAUGUUGAAAGAAAUGUUUAAGAGUAUGUUUAGAAACGAACCUGUAUGCAUUAUAAAUCACAUUUAUAUAAAAACUAAUUAUUCGAAACAUCUGAUUUCAAAAACUAUGUAUAGUAUGAAAAGGUUAUGUACUGGUAGUGCUUGUAGAUUUUACUUAGUUUCAUAGAUAAUUAUUCCUAACUCUGUGUGUUAGUCUAAUAGUAAAUAAGCAUCCAUGUGUAUUCAGUAUCAUAUUGCUGCUGAUACUAUCUUUAUCUGCUGUCUAGGCUUUGUAGACGGGGCCACCUCGUUAAUAAUGCUAUUCCAGUUCGCUAACCUGGAAUUGAUGGUGUUGAGAGAAUUCUUCUCGCAAUAUUGGAUGCUGGGGUUCUAUAGAAGCAGAUGUAUGUGUCAUUGCUUAGUCUACUUUAACAAAGCAGUACUCAAGGAAUCCAUCUGCAGGCACUUUCAAGGCCCUCUCGAACAUCUAGCACACUCUGUUUAAGGGGCAUUAGUGUAGCCGGGUUAAUUUGAUUCUAAAACAUGUGGUCUAUCUCUGUUAAGGUUAUUACAGAUACAAGAUGAUUUUUAUAAAUCGGAGUCCUUUUCAACUGAAUCUUUUGUCUAAUCAUGGGAGGUCCUCAAAGUCUUCCAUGUUGCAGAUAUAACAGUUGUAAAUGUGAACAAUAGGCGGAAGAGUCUGUAUAAACAGUCAUUGUUUUUUCUUAAGACCUCAGGUCAUUGAAGAGUAUAAUGUUAAUCUAAGUCAACUGUCAAUUCAAUGCUAAUGAUGAAUAUUGCUUCUAAAAUAAAUGUGUAUUAACAA